ACGAAGAGAGGCCAGGUGUGUUUGUGUGGAUAUGUGCGUUUGAAAGGAGCUGGAAGGAAGGAUCUUAUCAUCUCGACACAGAAGUUUUGUUUAUAGGACAUGGAAUCCCCAGAGAGCCCCCCUGGGAUUAUGGGGUUGCUAAAAACCUUUGACUCCUCUGAGUUUGGGAGUUGGGAAAAGAUAGGAUCCGGAGGGUUUGGACAAGUAUACAAAGUGCGGCACGUACAGUGGAAAACAUGUCUGGCAAUCAAGUGCCCUCCGAGUCUACACGCGGAUGAGAAGGAGCGUGCAGAGCUGUUGGAGGAGGCCAAGAAGAUGGAAGCGGCCAAGUUCCGCUACAUCCUGCCGGUGUACGGGAUCUGCAGCGACCCGCAGGGGCUGGUGAUGGAGUACAUGGAGACGGGCUCCCUGGAGACGCUGCUGGCGUCCGAGACACUGCCCUGGGAGCUCCGCUUCCGCAUCAUCCAUGAGACGGCCGUGGGCAUGAACUUCCUGCACUGCAUGAACCCCCCACUGCUGCACCUGGACCUCAAACCCGCAAACAUCCUGCUGGACGCGCACUACCAUGUCAAGAUUUCUGACUUUGGGCUGGCAAGGUGGAAUGGUUUCUCCAGGGCCGAUGACAUCAGCCGUGACGGCUUCUGUGGCACCAUCGCGUACCUGCCGCCAGAGAGGAUCAUAGCCAAAGACAGGGUCUCAGACACCAAGCACGAUGUGUACAGCUUCUCUAUUGUCAUCUGGGGAAUACUCACACAGAAGAAGCCAUAUCACGGAGAGAACAACAUCCUGCACAUCAUGGUGAAGGUGGUGAAGGGGAUGAGGCCGGAGUUGGGGGCCGUGCCCCGCUGCCGCCCCCCGGCCUGCGCAGGCUUCAUGGCGCUCAUGCAAAAGUGCUGGCACCACUCCCCCCAGGCCAGGCCCAGCUUUCAGGAGAUCACAUCUGAGGCUGAAGAGCUGUGCUCUAAACCCCAAGAAGACUCUAAAGGCCUAGCUGGUGAACCAGAGACCAGCCUCUGUCAUGGACAAAGCCGGGCAGAGCAGGAGAAAGAUGUGAGGCCAGUGCGGCCCAAGUCUGCCGUGCUGCCGGAUAAAGACUACAGCCUGUCGGAAUUGCUGAGCCAGGUGGACUCUGGGAUUUCCCGGAGCUUUGACCGUGUCAAGGAGGAAAGCUCCCAGUGCAAGGACACCACCAGCAAGAGGCUUUCAGGCAUCUCCUCUGUGGACUCUGCCUUCUCUUCCCAGGGCUCCAUCACUUUGUCCUUCGAGAGAGAAAAUUCAGCCAGUGAUUCUGGGACACUGGACGUGCAGAGGAAAAAGCUGUGUGAGGCCAUCAAGACGCAGGACAUUGCCAAGCUGAUGAAGAUCCUGCAGCCCCAGGACGUGGACCUGGUGCUGGAAGGGGGCUGCAGCCUGCUCCACUAUGCCAUCCAGCUGUCAAACGAGGAGGCGGUCAAGUUUCUACUCCUGAACAACGCCAACCCCAACCUGCCCAAUGCCAAGGGCUCCACAGCGCUCCACCUGGCCGCCGAGAAGAGGCUGAAGAACAUGGCGGAGCUGCUGCUGGGGCGCAAGACCAACGUCAAUGCCAAGGACGAGGACCAGUACACCCCGCUGCACUUUGCCGCCCAGAACGGUGACGAGACCAUCACCCGGCUGCUGCUGGACAGAAACGCCUCCAUCAACGAGGUGGACUUCGAGGGGCGCACCCCGUCCCACAUCGCCUGCCAGCACGGCCAGGAGAAUGUGGUGCGCGUCCUGCUCAGCCGGGGGGCCGACAUCCACGUGCGUGGCAAGGACGACUGGACGGCGCUGCACUUUGCCGCCUGGCAGGGCCACCUGUCCAUCGUCAAGCUGCUGGCGAAGCAGGCCGGGGCCGACGUCAACAGCCAGACCUCGGACGGGAGGACCGCGCUGCACCUGGCCUGCCACCGGGGGCAGUAUCGGGUGGCGCGGAUCCUCAUCGAGCUGGGCGCCAACAUCCACGUCACCGCCGCGGGCCUGCGCACGCCGCUCCACGUGGCGGCCGAGACGGGCCACACCAGCACCUCCCGGCUGCUGGUCAAACACAAGGCCGACGCCCAGGCCAAGACCUCCGAUGGCAGCACCGCCCUCCACCUGGCGGCCCAGCGGGGGCACCUGGCCACGGUCAAGAUGCUGAUCGAGGAGAAAGCCGACCUGCGCAGCACCAACCGCGCCCUUCGCACCCCGUGCCACCUGGCCGCGGAGGGAGGACACUGUGACGUCAUCAAAGAGCUCCUACAGAGCUGCCCUGAGACCGCUAACCAGCCCGAUGAGCUCGGCCUCACUCCGCUGCACCUCGCCCUCCGGGGGACACACGCAAACAUCGUCACCGUGCUCCUCUCCCACGGCGCUGAAAUGCCCCAGCCCUCCUCCGACACAGCACCCCAGAGAUCGCCACAGGUGACCGAGGACUCUUCAGAACCCGCUGCAGUCAGCCAGCCACAAAGGAGAGUUGUGAUCUUGAAACUCACGGAGCACGACAAUGCCAACCACCGGGACAGCAGCGGCUCUCUCUGCGCAUAUGCCUCUUGUUAAAGACCUCAUUGUGAUCAGUACAUUAACAGAGCCGCCACAGUUUGUAUACAGCUGUCUCUGGCCUCCAGCUGCCACUCUCCACUGCUCAUGUUCUAAUACAACAGACUACAGAGGCAUACCUGCUGUCGAGUGAAUUUUGUACAUAUUAUAAAUAUUUGGUAAUGGUAUUCAUUGCUUGUCAGGACAGAUGUAAUGAUUACUUUAGUGCUCUUGGCCUCCAUAAAGUCUA
Messenger RNA from Megalops cyprinoides (Indo-Pacific tarpon), 2785 nucleotides. It is a transcript of the gene ripk4, whose product is annotated as receptor-interacting serine-threonine kinase 4. Gene Ontology annotation, biological process: protein phosphorylation. Gene Ontology annotation, molecular function: protein kinase activity; protein binding; ATP binding. The coding region runs from base 100 to 2556 and encodes 818 amino acids. The transcript is spliced from 8 exons. The record is from RefSeq and is a predicted model, not a curated record. NCBI's taxonomy places the organism in Eukaryota, Metazoa, Chordata, Actinopteri, Elopiformes, Megalopidae.